Peniophora sp. CBMAI 1063 is the source of this 1368-nucleotide messenger RNA. The record is from the annotation of a GenBank genome assembly. NCBI's taxonomy places the organism in Eukaryota, Fungi, Basidiomycota, Agaricomycetes, Russulales, Peniophoraceae.
AUGUCUAAGACGUCUGACCAUUUGUGGGCAGUGACAUCUGCUGUGGGGACAGGUCUCAGCUUCCUUGUCCUGGUCGUCAUCGCCGUCAUGUAUGCUCAUCGGACAUCAAGAGUACACCUCGACCGCGUCAGCUUCCGGCUUAUGCUGUACUCCCUGAUUGCCAACAUGUUCUUCGGGCUGUUCGGCACCAUCUGUGGAUAUUUCACUGGGCCUAGUCCUGGAUGUGCGCUAUCCCUCUUCAUCCUACAGCUUUCGCUGCAGAUAUCCAGUUUCCUGCCAUUCUGCAUCGCUCUCAACCUUCAAUUGGUCGUCGUGCAUGGCGUGAGAUGGAAACAUCUUGAGAAGUACUACGCUGCGUGUUCGGUUGUCAUGGCCUUGGCUAUCACAAUCCCACCGUAUGCUGCUGGACAGUAUGGCUGGGACCCGCUAGAGCUUCAGUGUUGGUACACCAAUCACGUCCGGCAGCAACGCAUUGCGUGGCAGAUCGGAGCGCAACUCAUCUGGACGGGCCUGACCGUAAUAGGAGAGGUUUCGACUGCGUGCAUGGUUGUCACCUACAUGUUCCGGGCCCAUUUGCGCCGCAAGCGUGUGCUCUCAGUUGCGAACUCGUCAAUGUCUUCGGUAUCUGGGUACUACCGUCACAAGACCCGCUCUCAAGCCGUAUCAAGCGAUAACUCGCUCAAGCCCAUGGCAUUCCAUGCCAAUACAUAUGCGAACGUGAUCUUCCGCAUUGCGCUAUACCCCUUAGUCUCUUUCAUCAUCAACUUGACAAGCAUCGGCACGGUCAUACAUUCUACGUCAACAAAUGGCAUCCAGAACGCUAAUGAUUAUCGCAUAUUGCUGCUCAGCGACUUUCUGUAUGGCGGCCGAGCUAUAGUGUACGCUCUACUUGCUGCUACUGAUUUGUCAUUACUUCGUGCAGUCCGUGCUUUUGUCGCGCACCUUCGAGGAUGCAAGUGGGGCAGCACUGCUACUAUCCGAUCGAAUACGUUCACCGGCACAUCUCGAACGCGUCGCGACGACCUCGUCGUCCAAGUUGAGCUAUCGACGGUCGUGGCACGCGACGCCGCCAAUGGCGGUUCAAGUGCUUCAGACUCGGCAACCGACAGCAAAGAGCGGAAUCUCACGGCCACUCGGGAAGCUUCCAGUCUAGUAUCUGCCGACGGCGAGGCUGUAGACAAGGCUGAGCGAGGGAUUCUUGUCUGCGUUGACCCUAGUCUGAAUACAGAUAACCCACCUCUGAUGCCACCGAGAGCUAUAGCGUUCGAGCUCAGCUCUCCGAUAACGCGAACGCAGAGCAUGCGACAUAGAUGGGAGCAAGCAGCUCGAGAGCAAGCCCAGGAGGACGAGUUCAUGAGGAUCAUUUAA